GCACAGUGUUGGCUGCGUCUGUCUCAGUACAGCAUCUCCUGUGUCAUUGCAGUGAACCAGUGAACGCACCACUGAAACAAAGGGUGAGCCGCUAUGGGGAAAGAGAAGCUCCACAUAAACAUUGUGGUGAUCGGACAUGUCGACUCAGGCAAGUCCACCACCACCGGCCACCUCAUCUACAAGUGUGGGGGCAUUGAUAAGAGAACAAUUGAGAAGUUUGAGAAGGAAGCUGCUGAGAUGGGAAAGGGUUCCUUCAAAUACGCCUGGGUUCUGGACAAGCUGAAGGCUGAGCGUGAGCGCGGCAUCACCAUUGACAUCUCUCUUUGGAAGUUUGAAACCAGCAAGUACUACGUCACCAUCAUUGAUGCUCCAGGACACAGGGACUUCAUCAAGAACAUGAUCACUGGGACUUCUCAGGCUGACUGUGCUGUGCUGGUCGUGGCUGCAGGCGUUGGUGAGUUUGAAGCCGGCAUCUCAAAGAACGGGCAGACUCGUGAACACGCCCUCCUCGCCUACACCCUGGGAGUAAAGCAGCUCAUUGUGGGCAUCAACAAGAUGGAUUCCACUGAGCCCAACUACAGCCAGAAGCGCUACGAGGAGAUCGUGAAGGAAGUCAGUACUUACAUCAAGAAGAUCGGCUACAACCCCGACACCGUGGCCUUUGUGCCCAUCUCCGGCUGGAACGGAGACAACAUGCUGGAACCCAGCCCCAAUAUGACCUGGUUCAAGGGCUGGAAGAUCAACCGUAAAGACGGCAAUGCCUCAGGCACCACCCUGCUGGAGGCUCUGGACGCCAUCCAGCCUCCCACGCGCCCCACUGACAAGCCCCUCCGCCUGCCUCUGCAGGACGUCUACAAGAUUGGAGGCAUUGGGACCGUACCAGUGGGCCGAGUAGAGACAGGAGUCCUAAGACCUGCCAUGGUGGUGACCUUUGCCCCUGUCAAUGUUACCACUGAGGUCAAGUCAGUGGAAAUGCACCACGAGGCCCUGGACCAGGCGCUUCCUGGUGACAAUGUGGGCUUUAACGUCAAGAAUGUGUCCGUCAAGGAUAUUCGCCGUGGCAACGUGGCUGGAGACAGCAGGAACGACCCACCACAGGAGGCGGCCGGCUUCACCGCUCAGGUGAUUAUCCUGAACCACCCUGGUCAGAUCAAUGCUGGCUACGCUCCCGUGCUGGACUGCCACACUGCACACAUCGCAUGCAAAUUUGCAGAGCUCAAGGAAAAGAUCGACCGUCGGUCUGGUAAGAAGCUGGAAGACAACCCCAAGGCCCUGAAGUCUGGAGAUGCUGCCAUUGUGGACAUGAUCCCCGGCAAGCCCAUGUGUGUGGAGAGCUUCUCUGAGUACCCGCCACUGGGGAGGUUUGCGGUCCGUGACAUGCGUCAGACUGUGGCAGUGGGAGUGAUUAAAGGCGUGGAAAAGAAAGCAAUCGGCAGCGGUAAGAUCACCAAGUCCGCACAGAAGGCGCAGAAGGUCAAAUGA
Anoplopoma fimbria (sablefish) is the source of this 1482-nucleotide messenger RNA. Its product is annotated as elongation factor 1-alpha 1. The coding region runs from base 94 to 1482 and encodes 462 amino acids. Lineage: Eukaryota; Metazoa; Chordata; Actinopteri; Perciformes; Anoplopomatidae. The transcript has 8 exons. Gene Ontology annotation, molecular function: GTP binding; GTPase activity; translation elongation factor activity. The record is from RefSeq and is a predicted model, not a curated record. Gene Ontology annotation, biological process: translational elongation; translation.